CGAGGGGGCAAUUAGGGCACUUUUCGUGCGGCCGGAAGCGGAAGUGGCCUCAUAUUUCCGGCGCUCCGCGGGCGGGCGGCCAUGUUGCAGGGGUGGAUCGGCGCAGCGGCUUUUGCUGGGUCCCGCGGUGGCCGUAUCACAACACCUGCUGCAAGACUCUGGGAAUGAAUUAAAUAUAUCUUUGCUUGGAAGUAUUUGUUUUUCAUUCAACAGGUGACCUGUGCUGGUUUCCCAGUGGGGUUUGGAUCUACUAGAAGCUCCUGCCAGCCUAAUGCCAUGAAUGUUGAAGCGGACAAUGUGGAAGAGAAAGCUGUCCAUUCCUGGUCAAGGAUCUCCUCUGCAGGACAGAAAGCCUUGGAAGAAGCUCUCCGGGUGUUUAACCCCAUGUCCAAGGACCUGUCUGACACGGAGACCCAGUUAGUAGCUUUUCUCCAAGGCCUUAAAGAAGAAGGCCACCAACCCACAAUCCUACGGAGCAAAGACGUGUAUGGUUAUAGUUCCUGCACUGCCAAUGCACCUGGCCAAACAAAAGGCAAUAUUCAAGGCAUUUCAGAAACAGCUGUUCCUAUUUCAAAGUCUGCCAAGGCUCCAGCAAGGAACAUAGUAACCAUAGAAAAAGUACCUGCCUCCUUGGCAAGUAUUACCGUGAACUCUUCAAAAGAAUCUGCUAAGCCGAUGUCAAAGAGCAGUAACUCCACAAACCUCCUAUUGAACUCAUUGAAACGGACACGUUCGGGCACAUCAAAAGCUUCAGCAAUGAGCUUCCCUGCUAAUAUGUACCCUGGUGUCUAUCCAGCCAUGAGGCUUUCAGUGGUGCUGGAAGCCUUAGUCCCUCUGAAAGCCACUGCCUCUUGUUUGGAAUCAAAAUGCAAACAAGGGCACCUCGGGAUCUCUCCUUCGGACCUUAAGCAUCUCAAAGCAUCCACUGCAUCUAUGCAGUCUUCAGCAGGGAAGGCCGCUAAGAUGUCGUCUAAUCAGUUGGACCCCAAAGGAUAUAGGCAUUUACCGGUAAUAACAAAAGUGCCGGACUCUGCUGCUCUCACGAUGAACCUUAUAAAAGGACCAAAGGGUGGGGUGCUUCAGGAAAGUUAUGCUUGCAAAGCAUCUGGAAUCCUGAAUGGCCGGAUUUCUGGGAGCAACUCCCAGAGCUGUAGCACAGGGGCCUCCAGAAUUAAGGAACCGCUGGUGGCCAAAACUGAAUGGAAAAGUGGGGACAGCCAUCAGCAGGCAAUUGGGGAGAAAAGAAGACGAGCAGACGAAGGGAAAGAGUUGCCGUGUAGAAAGACGCCCGGUUCUGUUCCACCACCUAAUAAACCAGAACCGGCUUUGGAAACGCCAAACCUGCUGAAAUUCCAGGCCAUCAAAGUGGACAACUCUUCAGACGAUGAAUUGAGGAGGAGAGCACAACAGAUCCUUAAAGUUAACCUGUCCCCUGUGAUCAGAAUUCGGCCAUUGCCUCAGUCUCUCAGUAUCCCUUGAGUCAUUCAGUUGAGUUGGAGCUCCAAGGCCACCAUGUGAGGAUGAUCAAAUCAGCGUCAAGUCUCUCGGACCGGGUGAGGGCCUACACGUCUGAACUACUCAGGCGGCUGAUCCUCAGGUCCUGGCUGGCAUUUGGGGGAAAUUCCGCAGAGCUGAGCAACAACUGGAUUACAAAAUCAUGUUUAGAAAUACCGGAGGAGAUCUUUAAGGCCCCGUUGAGAAGAAUAGAGACCACCACUGGCUUUCCUCUGGGACACUUUUUUACACGUACUUUUGUAAACAUGGCAGAGUGCACAUCUGGGAUGUGGUGGCACUUGGGCUGUUCCCGUACUGUGAUAUUUCUGGUUCCUUUUAUCUUUCGAUCUGUAAAUCUACUUGGCUUUAUUUUGAUCCUAUUUUAUAUACUUAUGAAAUAUAAAUAUCUAUUGACUCGUACAUAUGCAUUGCCCAAGGGCUGUCAGAAUGUGAUCCCUCAAUUCUUCCUGUUUCAAGAACUGGGUUCAGACGUCUCCCCCCCCCCCCGGCGUAGCUUUGUCUCCCCCCAGUUACUUGUUGAAAAACACAACAAAGGCCUUUGCUUGUCUCCAGCACUGCCUCUCUUUUCUCUAAAAGCUAGUGGCUUGCUGUCAUCUAGUCUCUGGUCCUAUUUAUUCCCAUUAUUGUCACAUCUUAGCUGACCAUAGUGAAAAAGUACAUGAAAGCUGGAGGAGUAUUCCGAGUCCACCGGAAGGGAGAGCUGGAGAAACAUCCUUUCUCUGGUACACUUUUUCUCUUUUGGAAGAGAGUUUUUUAAAAUCUCCCAACAGAGUAUGAGAGAGAGGGAGAAAAAUAGUUUCAUAUCCCAAGCAUGGAGGCAUGGCUGCUUGGUUAGAGAAGGGAAGGCAGGUCUAAUCCCCAGUGCAUCCCAGGCAAUCUAAGAAUGUUGUCCAAGUGGCUAGUACCACAUUUGUGCCACAGAGGCAGGAAGUUCCUCUUCGGAAUAUACUUUUUGAAGACUCAGUGCCUCUUUACGGUGUUUCCCUGGGGGGCAGUGUCCACCAAUCAAUGUCCUGUAUUCUUCUAUGUAUUGGUCUCCUAUGGGGGAUCGUUAAGGAACCCAGCGAGAUUGUUAACAUUGUGUCCCUCUGUUAUUUUCGUUUGUUUAAAUGAAUCCCUGGCUGCUGAUGAGCCUCAGAACUUGGUAAAAUUGGCAAAUAAUAAUUUUCUAGUGCAAUUGUUACACUAGACAAUGUCUGCAGUCAGACAUUUCAGUGAAUCUGGCUUGUAGACAUUGGGCUUUUGAAUGUAUCGGCUGCAUCUGAACAGGCUGUGUUAAUAUCUCCUUUCACACAAGCAGGAGGUUUUAGGGCUAGACGUAGAGAUGGUUGGGUGUGGUUUUUUGUUUUUGUUUUUCUUUUUUUUGUCUAGUGUUGCAAAUGUGGAGCUAAACUAUAAUAGAAAUUUCGGGCCUAAAACCAUUGGAGGUUCAUACGUUCUUUCAGUAUUUCAGAAGUGUAAUUUUAUAUUUGCUUUGUGCCACAUCUACUCUUAUUUUACCACUGUGGUUUUUUUUCCCCUACUCAGAACAACGGCAGUAAGAGUUAAGUGAAAGUAUUGAGAUCAGCGUGGGAGAUUCCGUCUUCCUUUGAAGUUGUGAUAUUCAGAUUGUCAAAACCACAACAAUUAAAACCGAUUCAGGUUUUUUUUCAUGUAGCCCUGCUAUUAGGAGGCAUAGCGGUUACUUUCUCUGCUGCUUCUCGGUGCAGUUUUAAGUUUGUCCUGUUGACUGAUUUUGAAAUAAGUUGUAAAAUACUGAUUGGGCUUUACUAUUUAGGCCAGCCAAAACCAAUAACCCCUGUUCCAACUUACGCAAAAUAAGGUGAAUGGAUUUGAGGAGUAGAAAUCAGACUCGGGCUAUUUGCGAACGUCAGAUGGUGAUGGUGAUUGGUAAUAUUUUUAAGCAUUACCUCUCAUAGACAGUAUUGAAAAUUUCUCCCUCAAGUGCUAAUUUUCUGUACGCAUGCGGAAAUUUUGUUGUAGACGUAUAUUCAGAAAUUCCACCGUAAAUAUGUAGAAAACCAGCCCUCUGGUGAUUUAACGAGUACAUUUCUAACCCCCAAAGACAAUAUUUGUUCUGUGCCACUUUGGAUUAGACUGCCUUCAUUAUGUGGGAAUUCACGAAAGGAAGAUCUUUGCUUGCCAGACCUCCCCAUAAGUAGUUUGUUUUGGGGGAACAAACCUCAAAUGAGAUCAACCCAUCACUGGGGUUCUGGAGGCUCCCUUGAACAAUGAUAGAUAGGCUGUGCUUCAUGGAGGAUAUCUGGUUAAUUUGUUAGUUUCAAGGCUUCAUAAGAUGGGGGAGGAGCCUCCUCUGAGCCCUCCAUAGAUGUUUUGAUGACAGUUCUACCUGCAACACGACUUUGAAAAAUCUGCUCUCUGCUGAGCCACUGUUGAGACAAAUCUUUGCUUACAUUGCAGAGAACCUUAAUUAGCUACCUGGCAUUCUUCCUAGGAUCCUGAACUUUUACUCUCCCUAUUUGUGCUAAGGAAAAAGGCAAGGAGAAACCUCAGUCUGUCCUGCUUGGGUCUCUACAACCCUGACUGGAUUCCAGGUGUUGUGUCCCAGAUUUUUCUAGAAUUAAUUCUUUUCUGAAUUAUAAUAGCCCUGGCUUUCUGUGAACCUUUCUGUUUGGGAUAUUUGUUAUCCAAAUAUAAUAGCUACAGCUCCCCCCCACACACACACCAUUUUGUUUAGAUCUUUCCAUGCUACCCUUUAAACUUCCUUUGUGUUAUCACAUGCACAUACAAAAUAUCUGAAAACAUAAAGAUACAUUGGCAUAACAUCAGCGUGGAAAGAAGGAGACUGUUCUUUUUUUCUAUGUAGUCUCUGCAUUUGCAGAAGGAUGCCUUCCAAACCACUGGAAGAAAUAAGGAAUAGAGAGCAUUAGGGGGGAAAAAAACAUUUGGGCUUUUGAGGUGAAAGUAUGCGGCGAAAGCAUUUUAGAGGAAUGCUCCACCCUCAAGAAAAAAGGUGAUAUAGCAAUGCAGGUAAUACCUUUCAUAGAUCAAUUAAGACCACUGUUGGUUUUCUCUUCGCUUUUAUGUUGCCAGCUGGAGAAUCUGCACUGGGGGGAUUGCUCUGUCUACAACAGGGGUAUCAAAUCAUAUUGUGACGUAUCGGGACUUUUUUUUGCCUUUGCGAGGCUGAGGUGGGUGUGGCCUGCGCAGGCCGCAUCCAGCCCGCGGGCCGCAUGUUUGACAUGCCUGGUCUAUACUAUCUCUGAAAGUCGAGUUCUAAUAGCCUGGCAUUCAUGUGUUGGUGUGAGACUUGAAGUGUUGAUCAAACUGCAUGAACGAUAGAUAUUGGGGGGCUUUUGAAAUCACAGGAGAUUAGAAGUUGUUCUGGCUUCCUGUAGAGAAGAUCUUUUUUGCCAGAUGGAGAUUGCUAAUUAACCCCUAUGUGGAAGAGAUUGGAUCUACACAACAAAUUGCUGCUCAGUCACUGAUUCAAGGUUGAGGCCUCUAGACCAUAUUCACGGUAGGCUUUGUUGUUUGGUUGUUAGCAUCGGAGGGUUGUAGUAAUUAGCAAUCCCAGAAGAUCAUUGAGCUGGCUUUUGUCAGUCCAAUGACUUGGUUAGAAGAGGCUAUUCUACUUCACUGGAGGCAGUGUACUUCAUGAGAGUGUUUUCUUUGUUCCCAGCAAUUGGUUUAAUAGGGAAUGAAACUGUGCAAUUACUCACUUGAUUCCUAGACUUGUCUCUUUCUGGGCGAAGUAAUAUAAGCUUUGACUGAUGAAGGGAAGGUAAUUUCGAUAACAAUGUUCUCCAUUUUUAUUUCUCAAUAUUGAUCUGCAAAGAUAAUAGCACCAGGCCCAACCCCCCCCCCCAACAACCUGGAUUUAGAGAACCAGAGUGCAAGGGUGACUCUGAAAAAGUAUUCUUUGAACUCAUUGUGGUUAGGCAUCCUGAUCCCAGAAGAUGCUGGCAUCACAGCAGUUAAACCUAUAAAGAAACAUCUAAAGCUAAAACCUAGACAGUUUUUGUGCCUUUACAAUUUUCUUAUCUUUUUAUGCAGCCAUUUCCCAGUUGACGGUUAAACAGUCUGUACAAUUAGCAGAAAUCGGUUUUCAAAGUGGCUUGUGCACUGUCUUGAAUUGGAAGAAUGGCUUAGAAGAUCUUAGGGGUCCUUCAGCUGAAAUGGAGGCGAAAGUUGUGACACCUCAGUCGCCGGCAGCUUUGGCAGCAACUUAAGAAUAAGGCAGAGGUUGUGUCUUGCCUUGUCUUCAGAUGCUUUAACAUUGUUUUCCAUUUGCUAUAAGAAUUUUAUAAGAGAGAAAGUGUUUUGUGUUAAACGCUGAUGCACAGUGCCAAUUGUUUAAAGACCAGCUUCAUGCAGUAAGAAAAGUGACGUUUCAGAUGGGUACGCAGCCUCUGCCGAUACCUUUCCAGAGAUAUUUGGAAGGAUCACCCUGAAGCACUCAGCUUGCCUGCCUGAUUAUUGUUUCAUUUAUCCUUACUUCCUGUCAUUUGUUCUUCAAACAGGUGUUUUUCUGCCUUGUGUCCUUUUUAUUGCAGGUUCAGCAGCCAUUCCUUCGCAGCCCACCUGGAUUCAGUCUCCAGCAUUCUAAAAAAAGAUCUUAGGAUGGGGGGAAAAAAAGAAAGAAAUGUUUCGUUUGAAACUACAGAGACCCACUCCUGCAACACACAGUCCUGAUGUAGAAUAGAUCAGCAGUGGAACUGGUUAUAAAGCUACUUCAUCUGUUUGUAAACAUUUAACCAGGAAGGAUACCUGUGACUACAAAUGGGCCAUCUGACAUGGCUACUUGAAUUCCAUUUUUGGGUCCUAAUCAGUAGUUAAUACAGACCAGAUAGGACUUCCUUUCUGCUAAUCUGUACCAAACGAAUAAAAAAGGAAUUCCUUGGGAAAGCUUUUUGAGUCAUUGGACGGACUGAAUAUUUGCGUACUGCACAGGUAGUCCUCGAUUUAACGGCCACAAUUGAGCCCAAAAUUUCCUUUGCUAAGGGAGACAAUGGUUAAGCGAGUUUUGCUCCAUGUUAUGACUUGUCUUGCCCCAGUUGUUAAACAAUCACUGCAGUUGUUAAGUUGUAAUAUGCUUGUUAAGUGAAUCUGGCUUUCCCCCAUUGAUUUUGCUUGUCCGAAGGUCACAAAAGGUGAGCACGUGAUCCCCCCCCUCACGGCAAUCAUAAAUAAAUGUCAGUUGCCAAGCAUCCAAAUUAUGAUGCUGCAAUGGUUAUAUGUGUGAAAAACUCGUGUUUUUUUUUCAGUGCCGUUUGAACUAAACGAAUGGUUGUAAAUCAAGGACUACCUGUAUUUCUUAAUUGAAAUACUUGCCAAUUUAGAGAUGAGAAUUUGAUUUAAAGUAAGUGCCUUGCGAUAGGCAAUUGUACCUGGAGACGAGAUUUCAGGCUGGGCAACUUAAGUUUGUGCCACUUCGGCUCUUCUCUAUUUAAUGUUGACUUAUAAAUCCAUAACCGGGAAACAUCUCAGCAGCUUCAAAGUUGAUAUGUUCCUUUAAUAAGGAAUUACACAUUUUGUUGCCUCCCGGUUGUCCAUUAACAGAUGCAUUGACAUCCUUGGUUUAUGCUCUGUUUGCUGGUUGGUAAUACUGUAUGUAGCCUCUGGAUAUGAUAAAUGUGAAGAAGUGCUGCUUCUGUGAAAAAAAAAAGGGGGGGGGCUAUAGGAAGAUAUGGAAUAGGAGAAAAA
This is a messenger RNA of Crotalus tigris (Tiger rattlesnake), 7182 nucleotides long. RefSeq names its product coiled-coil domain-containing protein 71-like. The transcript is spliced from 3 exons. NCBI's taxonomy places the organism in Eukaryota, Metazoa, Chordata, Lepidosauria, Squamata, Viperidae. Bases 277 to 1479 code for a protein of 400 amino acids. The record is from RefSeq and is a predicted model, not a curated record.